Molecule: messenger RNA, 4909 nt
Organism: Platichthys flesus (European flounder)
Lineage: Eukaryota; Metazoa; Chordata; Actinopteri; Pleuronectiformes; Pleuronectidae
Gene: capn7
Product: calpain 7
Exons: 21
Coding region: 245-2719 (824 amino acids)
Biological process (GO): proteolysis
Molecular function (GO): calcium-dependent cysteine-type endopeptidase activity
Source: RefSeq, a predicted model, not a curated record
UCCCGGAAGUAGCGGCGUUAUUUUGCUAGUUUAAUGUCACCAGUGGAAGCGAAGCCGCGUUUUACGAUGAUUCCCCCGAGUUGAGGAACCGAACUCUGCUGCGGGUCAGUCGCGGGCCUUUCCAGAACAUUGGGCCGGUGUCCGGGUCCAGCUCCACGGCUAGCUAGCCUGUUAGCUCCCCUGUUAGCUCGCCAGAUAGCUAGCUAGCCCGUUAGCCGUCAGCUGUCAACAAGUCGUGUUCAGGAUGGAUCCCGCGGAGCUGGAGCUCGACGCGGUCAAAUUUGCCAAAACAGCGAUCACCCACGACCAGAGUGGCAAAUACAACGAGGCCGUGUUCUACUACAAGGAGGCGGCCCAGGCCCUGAUAUAUGCCGGCAUGGCCGGGUCCAAACUGGAGCGACUCCAGGACAAAGUGAAUGAAUACCUGGACCGGGUCCAAGCCCUCCACAACGCUGUCCAGGCACAGAAGAGCGACCCCCUGAAGUCCCGGCAGCAGGUGGACAUGGAGCGGGCCCACUUCCUGGUCACUCAGGCCUUUGAGGAAGACGAGAAGGGAAACGACGAUGAAGCCGUGGAGCUGUACACUCAGGCCGUGGAGCUGUGCAUUAAGACGUCCAGUGAAACCUCGGACCAGGCGCUGCAGACCAAACUGAAGCAGCUGGCACGACAAGCUUUAGACAGAGCUGAAGGUCUUAAAGAGUCCCAGUCCAAAUCCGCUUCGGCCCAGACUCCGGACAAGACGGGGCCCUUUGGAACCAAGAAUGUAACUGGGGCCAGUUCUGGAGGACCAGUCCGCCAGUUCUUCCCCCUUGGACCAGACUUCUCCAUCCACGACCGACCUCAGCCGAUGCGGGCGGUGCAGUCCAGUGAGCCGCAGGGUCAGCGCUACACGUCCGAGGAGAUCGAGGUGCUCAGGAGUACAUCUAACAUCAACGGGUUGGCCUAUGUGCCCUUCAUGAGCGUGGACCUGAAGGAGCGGUUUGCAUUUCCUGUCCCGUUCUCGGACAAAUCCGGGAAACUGGCGCUGUCCCCCAAACAGAAAGCCAUCUUCGCCCGCUGGGUGCGGCCGGACGAGAUCUGCAACAACCCGAUGAUGAUCAUGUCUGUGUCCAGCUUCAGUAUCAAGCAGACGGUCGUGUCCGACUGCUCCUUCGUGGCUUCGCUGGCCAUCAGCGCGGCCUACGAGAGGCGCUGGCGCAAGAAACUUAUCACCAGUAUCAUCUACCCUCAGAACAGGAAGGGGGAACCUGAGUAUAACCCGUGUGGGAAGUACAUGGUGAAGCUGCACAUCAACGGAGUUCCCCGGAAGGUGAUCAUAGACGACUUCCUGCCGGUGGAUCAUAACGGAGAGCUGCUGUGCUCCUACUCCAGCAACAGGAACGAGCUCUGGGUGUCCCUGAUAGAAAAAGCCUACAUGAAGGUGAUGGGAGGCUACGACUUCCCGGGCUCCAACUCGAACAUCGACCUUCACGCGCUCACGGGCUGGAUCCCUGAACGCAUCGCCAUGCACUCGGACAACCAGUCGUUCAGCAAGGACGACACCUUCCGCAUGCUCUGCCAGAGGUUUCACAGGGGAGACGUCCUGGUCACAACGGCAACAGGGGUGAUGACCGAGGAAGAGGGGGACAAAUGGGGUUUGGUCCCGACGCAUGCCUACGCUGUCCUGGACAUCAGGGAAUACAAGGGGAAGCGUUUCCUGCAGCUGAAGAAUCCCUGGAGUCAUCUGCGGUGGAAGGGACGCUACAGCGAGCGGGACGAGAAGAACUGGACUCCGGACCUCCUCAAGUAUCUCAACUUCGACCCCAAGACAGCACAGAAGUUUGAUAAUGGCGUUUUCUGGAUGGCAUGGGAGGACCUUUGUCAAUACUAUGAUGUCAUCUACCUGAGCUGGAACCCUGCGCUGUUCAAAGACUCCUCCUGUAUUCACAGUAGCUGGGAUGGGAGGCAGGGCCCAGUGAAAGACGUCUACAGUCUGGCCAACAACCCCCAGUUCAAGCUGGAGGUCCAGUGUCCAGCAGGGGGAGCUGCAGUGUGGGUGCUGCUCACCAGACACAUCACCGACAAGGAUGAUUUUGCACAGAACAGGGAGUUUAUCACUCUGGUUGUUUACAAGACGGACGGGAAGAAGGUUUACUACCCAGCUGACCCCCCUCCUUUCAUCGAUGGCAUCCGCAUCAACAGCCCCCACUACCUGACCAAGAUCAGGCUGACGAGCGCUGGGACGCACACCUUCACACUGGUGGUCUCCCAGUACGAGAAGCAGAACACCAUCAACUACACUCUACGGGCUUACGCUGGAUCCAAGUUCACCUUCGCCAAGAUCCCGUGUCCCUUCACUCACAACAAGAGGAUGAACGGCCAGUGGAAGGGGCUCAGUGCCGGAGGCUGUGGGAACUACAAGGACUCGUACAAACACAACCCGAUCUACCAGAUCAACCUGGAGCGGUCGGGGCCGCUGCUCAUCGAGCUCCGAGGAUCCAGGCAGUACAGUGUUGGCUUUGAGGUGAUCACUGUGUCGACGGUUGGGGAUCCAGGUCCAGCAGCCGUCCAGAAGAGGAACAGUGGAGAUUACAGGUGUGGUUUCUGCUACAUGGAGGCGGAGCACGUCCCUGCUGGCAUCUACAACGUCAUCCCCACCACCUUCCUGCCCAAACAGGAAGGACCCUUCUUUUUGGACUUUGCCAGUACCUUGCCCCUCAAGGUCUCCCAGCUCCAGUGAAGACGGAGCUGGGAGCAGGAGGAAGAUACUGGUCAGGGCAUCAACACAAACUCCUGGUGUUUCUGUUUGAAUGUGGCUCGGUGUCGAGGCCUCCUUAAAACCCAAAGAGCCCAGAAUGUGUCUGGUGGCCUGAACCAAACCACGUCCCACACAUCCUGUCCCCAUCCCCUCCGGCUGAUGGACACAACUUCAACCCUGACCUGAUGCCACAGUGUUAUGUUGGAGAAAUCAAUUCUUAAUAAUGGACAUCAAGAGGAUCUUCAGAAUGGAGCCCCUGCAACAGUCCAGGAGUUUGGGACAGAAAUAAAACCCUUGACAGUGGAACUUUCUGUCUUUAUGCCACAAAAAGCCAAACACCAUCAUGGAGGCAAAUUGUUUUCAGGUUCAGUUUUUUUGCUGCAACGAGCAUCUCAUGUGCACAGAAGUUAAUAUUCACUGCUCGCUCCUGGGAUGUCACUCGUGCUCUUCACAAAGCAUCAGGAGAACUUCCCUCAGUAGAUCUCAUGCUUCCUCCAGCAUGUCCUCUCGCUGUGUUUCCAGAUCAGUGUCACCCGGGGUCAGGUUUCCAUUGCUGCUGAUAGAAACCUCUGUCUCCUGCAGAGUCAUUUGACCCUGAGGACGAGGAUGUUUGAAAAAAGGGCUUGAGAUGCUCGUUGCUGCAGAACGACUUGAAGAAGAAGAAGAAGCUGCUUGAGACUAAACCAAACGUGUUCCCUCAGUUGUUCCUCUCUUCCAUCUCGCUUUGUUCAAACCUCUUCACGCUUCCUGUCCUUGAACAAUCUGAGGAGUCGCUGCCAAAAUCCUGAAAGCAGAAUAUUUAUUGAGAGUGAGACAGAAGGGACAGUGUGUGUCCUCAGGUCCCUUGAGGUUCUUCUAAUUCUCAGGAGCAGUGCAGCCGAGCAGCACCACAGGGAGUCCAGUGAGGCAGCAGUCGAAUGAUGUCACUUCAUGUUGUCUGUGGACGUCUGAGUGAGAACUAUCAGCUGAUGUGACUGACAGGCGUCACGUCAGCACAGCCUGAGACAGGUAUCACACACCGGACGUGUUCUACCUGUGUGUGAGUGUGUGCGUGUGCAUGUGCAUGUGAGAAUGUUUUUAAAGGGGAAAAUUUAAAUUUUUUGCCAAGAAAACAUCCUCUAUUUUCCUUUGUGUCCCCAAACUGCACUUUUUAAAUCAUUUCUCUUGUUUAUUGUCAAACAUAAUCUCUGGGAAUGAAAACGUCACUUUUGAGCAGUUUAAAGAGAAAUCAGCUUUUCUUCAAGGUUCUCUUCUCUGAAUCAUCAGGGAAACGUGAGAUGAAGCGUUUUGGUGGAUUCAAGUGAUUUUAGUUUUGGUUGGAGUCCGUCAGCUGCAGGUCACAUGGAGCCUCCUCACGUGUGUUGGACAGCUUUGUGUUGCUGAUGAAGACGAGGAGAGGCAGGUGCUUCUCUUUCAGCCGGACCUCUGCCCCUCGGCCUCGUCUCCAGCUGAAGUGAAGCUGACGCUCACAGACGGAGGAGGUUCCAUGAGAAACCUUCUGUUUACUGAACAUGAGCACGGCCCUGAGCUGUGAAAACAAUCCUCAGUCACAGUCUGAUACUCCAUUUUAAUUCCAAACCAUAAAAUCAAAUUUUCUAGAUCCAAGAUCCUAGAUUGCAAAAUAUUUUACAGAGAUAUAAAAUGUAAAUCAUCAAAAAUUAUCAAUAUAUUUGUUGGUGUGUUUCUUUUCCUCGACUAUUUGAUUAAUCAACUUUUCUCAGCACUGGAGCCGGAGUCAUUUCAAGAAUCUGCACAAUAUGACAUUUUCAAAAUAAAGCUCCAGAAACUAGAUGAUUUAAUUUAGUUCUUUUAUUGAGUUUGAAUCCAGGAGUCACGUUGUGGAUCAGAAACAAACCGUGAGCUGUUUAUCAGGAAUGUGUCGUUGAGACAGUUUCACUCGUUUCACUGAUCUGGAACCAGGAGCCGACUGAGGCUGAGGGAACCAGGAACAGAAAAUAUACAUCUUUAAAUAUCCUUUGCACUUGUGUCAAAUGUCCACUUCUUCUUUAUUGAUGGAUUGUAAGUGUGAAAACCAGUUCCCUGUCUUCGUCACAUUGAUUUGAAUUGACUCGUGCAGCUGUCGUAUGAAUGAUGAUGUAAUGUUUGCAGAACUUGCACUAAAUGUUGGGACGAUGGAUUGUUUCAGAAAUUGAAUACAGAAAAUAUAUCUGC